AUGGACCCUCCUCAGCACGAGAUAAUCGUUGUGCGUAGCCUCCGUCAAGAGUGCUACGAUGUCCGCAUCGACGUCUUCCACCACGAGCAGAAGUUUCCGCUCGACACCGAAAUCGAUGACCUCGAUCCCACCGCAACUCACAUACUUCUGCGUCUCGUGCCGUCACUCAAGUCAGUCGGCACCAUACGCUGCACGAAGCACGCAGGCUACUACAAGCUGAGCCGACUAGCCGUGCUCAAGGACUACCGUCAGUACCGCUUCGGGCGUGCGCUCGUCUUGGCCCUGCAUGACCAUGUGAAACGCGACGCGAAGCGUUCCGGUCAACACGAUCCAGUCACAAUAAAAUGCCAUUCCCAGAUCCCUGGCGAAGAAUUCGAUGAAGAGGGUGCUCCUCAUCAACUGAUGGUCGCUCGCUUGCCAUUAUCAGAUUGA
Fomitopsis serialis is the source of this 432-nucleotide messenger RNA. Its product is annotated as acyl-CoA N-acyltransferase. The transcript has 4 exons. Lineage: Eukaryota; Fungi; Basidiomycota; Agaricomycetes; Polyporales; Fomitopsidaceae. Bases 1 to 432 code for a protein of 143 amino acids. The record is from RefSeq and is a predicted model, not a curated record.